Puccinia graminis f. sp. tritici CRL 75-36-700-3 is the source of this 525-nucleotide messenger RNA. RefSeq lists its product as uncharacterized. The transcript has 3 exons. Lineage: Eukaryota; Fungi; Basidiomycota; Pucciniomycetes; Pucciniales; Pucciniaceae. Bases 1 to 525 code for a protein of 174 amino acids. The record is from RefSeq and is a predicted model, not a curated record.
AUGCUGCGGCGUAUCCCUGACAAGAGUACCUUAGGAAAGAUUGUAGUGCUAAAUGGAAUCCCUUGUAAUCGGGGCUGCUCGGAAAGCCGUGUGAACCUCCACCAGGCUGGGUUUCGCAGAUGUUCGGUGAAUGUCACAGGAUUGAAGCGCCAUCCCUUCGGCCUCGAUACUUCCCCCACAGCACUGAACACCACUCAUCCACAUCCUCAUCACCGAUCGUCUUGUCGUCUCACCAGCAUGGGCUUGGCUACGUAUACCGCUACUUGGGCAGCUAUCGGGUUCGGGAUCCGAUGUUAUCAGCUGGGCGUCAUGCAGAGACCUCUAUUCACUAACUUGUGGGCUCAUGGAAUCUCAACGGGACUUUUCGGCUCACUUGGCUAUUACUUCUAUCAUCUCAAAAUCCGCCAACGUGAAUUACUGGAAGAAAGAAGGGAGGAAAGCAAAAUAUUUCAAGAGGCUCAAAAGAUUAGAAACGCGCUCAGGAAACAACAACAGGAGCAACUCGACUCAAACAUGUCACAUUAG